Molecule: messenger RNA, 1414 nt
Organism: Rosa chinensis
Lineage: Eukaryota; Viridiplantae; Streptophyta; Magnoliopsida; Rosales; Rosaceae
Product: ethylene-responsive transcription factor ERF098
Exons: 2
Coding region: 647-1129 (160 amino acids)
Biological process (GO): ethylene-activated signaling pathway; regulation of DNA-templated transcription
Molecular function (GO): DNA binding; DNA-binding transcription factor activity
Source: RefSeq, a predicted model, not a curated record
GGCUUCCCCAAUGGCAUAUAUCGGCUUGGGCUGUCCAACUUCAGUUGCAAAGGCCUUUCCGUUUUAUAAAUUCACUAUCAUCGACUUUAGGCAAACAAACCAUGUAAGUCAAAAAGGACACGUCGUUUUAGACAUGCCUUUUUUUUUUGUCGGCUGCUCCUCUUGGUCAAGCCAGAGUCUUGGACUAGACAGAACGCCAUUGACCAAACUAUCAACGGCGGCGAAAUUGCAAAGAGAAUAAACCAACAAUGGCGUCGAAAGCACCAUCAAUAGACAUCCGAUUCAUGCACCUCUACUAUUUCAAUUCCCAAACCUGGCCUACUCAUUGGUCAAUGAACCCCCCAGGCCCCAGCUAUAUCCACAAAUGCAAUAGCUGAUCAAAACUGAUCUUUUUCAUGGCCAAACGUACAGAGGUUUCAUUUUGCUUCCUCAUGAGAAGCUUCCUGGCAAUGAAUGGAGAACAAAUUCCCCACCCAUCAGAUAAGACCAAAGAGACCACAGUCACCACACCUCAUUCAUUAUAUAUACAUACCUGUCACAAUUCAUGACCACCCAUAUUUUAUUUGCCUCCAGUUUUGAAUUCAAACAAGCCCUAGCCUUGAGAUAGCUUACUUAUAAAAUUUGUGAACACUCAGAACAGUUAAAAAUGGAGGGGGAGAGAGCAGAGAGUAAUGAGCGGAAGAGUAAGCAGCCCAUCAAGGUGAGAGAUCAGACCCGGUACAGAGGGAUUCGGAGACGGCCGUGGGGUAAGUAUGCGGCAGAGAUUCGAGACCCUUCGAAGAAUGGGGCACGUCUAUGGCUAGGUACGUUUCAGACAGCGGAAGAGGCAGCGAGGGCUUAUGAUCGAGCUGCUUUUGGCUUUCGGGGUCAUUUGGCCAUCCUCAACUUCCCGAAUGAGUACCAAUAUCACAAUCCAUCAACCAGCUCUUUCGUUACAUCAAAUUCUGUUUCUUCUUCAUCAUCAACAUCAUCUAAUUCAUUUUCUUCUGCUCCUGCUGAUGGUGGAAUGGAUUUUGGAAAUAAAGAAGGUCCAGUGAUAGAGUUUGAGUACCUGGACAAUAUGGUGUUGGAGGAGCUUCUGGAAGAGCAAAAGAAUUUCUUUGAUAGUUUGAUAGAUUCGGAUUGCUGAUGAGGAUGCCGGGGAGGCAAGGUUGUCGAUGGCGGCAGGGGUAGCAAGGAUCUCAACGAUGGCUGUGCAAUAGAUGAGUCUGCUAGGGUUUCUCCAAACUGGGUCUUUCUCGGUUCAUAGGUUAAUGGAUUGGGGUUUGGACCCAAAAGACAAUUGAUAAUUUUUUCUAUUUUUCAGCUGAAGGGGUUGAGGGUGGAUUUCCAUCCUCUCCUUCUAAUGUCUUUUAGUUUUUUCAGUCGCAAAACAUCUAGGAACUCUAAUGAACUAUUUAAUUUUUCUUUGGAA